Cooperia oncophora is the source of this 609-nucleotide messenger RNA. The record is from the annotation of a GenBank genome assembly. Lineage: Eukaryota; Metazoa; Nematoda; Chromadorea; Rhabditida; Trichostrongylidae.
AUGAGCGCAAUCGACCCGGCCGAUCGGCCACCCAUGAAUCAGGAAGAAUACGAUGCAGAAUAUGGAGGCAAACAGAGGAACGAGGUCCCGAUUUUGCGUCAGUUAGGGAGGUCACUGCAUAGCUCGUACUGCUAUCCUUUCACAGGGGUGCGACCUUUUGUGAACACCAUAUUUGGUUUCAUGCCAAUCCUCGAAUGGCUUCCUAAAUAUUCCAUCAAGGAGAAUCUGAUGAAUGAUAUCAUUGGAGGAUUCACCACUGGUAUCAUGCAUGUACCUCAAGGUAUCGCCUAUUCUGCUCUGGCUGGAGUCGAUCCUGUCUACGGUCUUUACGCGUCAUGUUUUCCUGCAUUUUUCUACAUGUUCUUCGGCACUUCACGGCAUGUGUCUAUUGGUAUCGCCUAUUCUGCUCUGGCUGGAGUCGAUCCUGUCUACGGUCUUUACGCGUCAUGUUUUCCUGCAUUUUUCUACAUGUUCUUCGGCACUUCACGGCAUGUGUCUAUUGGGUCAUUUGCCGUCGUAGCACUAAUGGCUGGUGUCGCCAACGACAAAAUUUUGGUGUCACAUGGAGGUGGAAUAGGUGGAUUUGAUGCAAAAUUCUUCGCAUUUUGA